AUGAUGGGUCUAUUUGGUAAGAAGAAGGAUCCUAAGGAACAAGUUCGAGAAAUGCAACGAAAAAUGAGAGCAGAAAUGCGUUCACUCGACAGACAAGUGUAUGCCAUUCAACGCGAAGAGCAGAAGGUUACUAAAGAGAUCAAAGAAGCUGCAAAGAAAGGCGACAGGGAAGUAUGCGUCGUCUUGGCCAAGUCACUGUUGCAGUCGCGCAAGGCUGUCGCCAAAAUACACAUGAGUAAAGCUCAGAUCAACUCAGUUAUCAUGUGUAUGCAAGAACAGCUUGCAACGAUGAGAAUGGCAGGUUCGCUCCAGAAAUCUACACAAGUCUUGCAAAGCAUGCAAAAUCUCGUGAAGGUACCCGAGAUCAUGAAGACAAUGCGAGAAAUGGCACAGGAAAUGAUGAAACUAGGUAUUAUCGAUGAGAUGAUUGAAGAGACCAUGGAAACAAUGGAGCCAGCAGACCUCGAAGAGCAAGCUCAAGAGGAGGUAGAUCGAAUAUUGUGGGAAGUGACAGCUGGUGAACUUGGCAAGGCUCCUGCUGCAGUGACCAGUGACCUAGGUGGUGAGAAGCUGGUUACAGAAGAUUUUGAGUCGAUGGCACAACGGCUGGCGGAACUCCGAGAUUAG
This is a messenger RNA of Ostertagia ostertagi, 627 nucleotides long. The record is from the annotation of a GenBank genome assembly. NCBI's taxonomy places the organism in Eukaryota, Metazoa, Nematoda, Chromadorea, Rhabditida, Trichostrongylidae.